Cucurbita pepo subsp. pepo (vegetable marrow) is the source of this 1781-nucleotide messenger RNA. Its product is annotated as protein IQ-DOMAIN 2. The record is from RefSeq and is a predicted model, not a curated record. Lineage: Eukaryota; Viridiplantae; Streptophyta; Magnoliopsida; Cucurbitales; Cucurbitaceae. Gene Ontology annotation, molecular function: protein binding.
UCUUCUCAACAUCCCUUCCACCUUCUCCCCCUCCCUGUAUUCGCUCUCCACACGCCUUCUCAUCGUUUUCUUUCAGAUUUUUGUUUUCUUCAACACAAAUUUUCGCUUACGAUUCACCACGAUUUCGGACUUCAUGCAUAGAUAAAGAGAAAGAAGGCAUAUGAAUAACUAGGAAAUGGGGAAGAAAGGGAGUUGUUUUUUUGGAGUGAGGAAAGUUCUCAGUCACCAUCAUGAGAAGAAAGACAAGAAACCAAACAAAUGUAAGAAUAAAUGGUUCCAAGAGGAGGAGAGUGUGGAUGUGAUUUCCUUUUUGGAACAAUCCCAAUUGGAGGUUCUUGCACAGCCUCCUAUGAUAGAAACAAGCGAGCUUGCGCAUUUGGAGGCUGCGGAGCCUUCUCUUGCUGAAGCUCAGCUGGCUGUGGAUGUUGAAUAUCCACCUAGGUUUAUCCCUCGUCGGCCAGAGAUGUCGGAGGAAACAGCUGCUAUUAUGAUUCAAGCUGCGUUUCGUGGAUAUACGGCACGGAGAGCAUUGAGAGCUCUCAAAGCGUCGAUGAGAUUGAAGGCGUUGGCACAAGGGCAAUCUGUCAAACGGCAAGUGGCCCAUACUUUAAAAUACAUGCAGACCAUUACUCAUUUGCAGGCAGAGAUUCAUAAGAGGAGAAUAAGAAUGUCGGAAGAAAAUCAGUCUCUUCAUCGGCAACUUUAUAAGAAACGUGAGAAACAUGUCGAGAAGUUAAAAUCUUCUAUGGACAAUGACUGGAAUCACAGCACCCAAUCUAAGGCACAAAUUGAAGCUAAAUUAUUGAACAAGCAAGUAGGUGCACUUAGAAGAGAAAGGGCUCUGGCUUAUGCUUACUCUCAUCAGCCAACAUGGAAAUUUUUUUCAAGAACUGCAACCCCCAGUUUCAUGGAUCCAAACAAUCCCCACUGGGGUUGGAGUUGGUUGGAGAGGUGGAUGGCAGCUCGUCCAUGGGAACUCCGAAUCACCGACGAGCAACUGGAUCACAUUUCUGUCAUGAGCAUUGCAACCCGUGCUUCUGUGGUUGAUAUAAUCCAAAUUUGUGCUCGUCGUGAUCAGAUCUUUUAUACCAAGCCUUCUCUAAGGUCUCCUACAAGCCAACUGCAUAGGCAUCAUUCUUCUUCAACUUCUAAGCCACUAUCUCCCUCAUCUAGCAGAAACAAAAAGAAUGCAGCCAAUUCAGGGAUAAGCAGCUGGGGCGCGUAUGAUGUCAAUUCAAAGCUCUUCCGGAGGCAUACUAUUGGAGGGUCAUCACUCAAGGAUGAUACAACCAUUGCCAGUUCACCUUCAGUUUCGAGUCACACAACGCCAUCAAAGGCUGCCAAGACUCCGUCCCGGUUUGCAAGUUCAUCUAGAACAGAGAAGAAAGGAACAAUGGAAAAAGGAUCUACAAGUACAGGUUCUGCAAGGAAGCAGCUUUCCUUUACAUCUCCUCCUGUUAAGCCAAGGAGGCGAUCUAGUCCUCCAUUGGUGAAAUACUAGCCAAGCACAUAAAACCAUGAGAAAGUUCGAUAAUUGAUUGAUUGAUCGUCGAGUUCGUCGAGUCGACGAAUCCAUUCUUUCAUCACCUGCAUUCUUCAACAGCUUCUAUUUGACCAUUUGGGUGAGCUAAUAUAUAUGUUUCUUUGGUUUUUUUAGUGUCUUUUUUCUCAUUUCCCAUACCGUUGUUCUUCCUGAAAUUCUUGUUUGUUUCUGGGUGGCUUUUAUCUAUUGAAUCCAUUUGUAUAUUUGUUUGUCUAUAAUAUUGUGAGAAUCCUUCUAA